AUGCAUUUGAUGUACACUUUGGGCCAAGAUGGCAAGAGAAUCUACACCUUGAAGAAGACCACCCAAGAAGGUGAAAUCACCAAGUCCGCUCACCCAGCCAGAUUUUCCCCAGAUGACAAGUACUCCAGACAGAGAGUCACUUUGAAGAAGAGAUUCAACUUGUUGCCAACCCAGCAAGAGCCAAUCAAGUACUAAUUGGUCUCCCGCUUCUCCGUGAUGUGGUUCGUUGCAUUUACUACCUGCCCCCAUUGAUUCCUCAGUGGACGGCGCCGUUUCCCCAGGCUCAAACUUGACUUAGAGCUAUGUUUUCAUUAUUUGGGGUUUGUAUAAUUAUAUGUUUAAUAUAUUUGGUUUAUCUUUGUU
This is a messenger RNA of Babjeviella inositovora NRRL Y-12698, 363 nucleotides long. It is a transcript of the gene NOP10, whose product is annotated as snoRNP complex protein. The record is from RefSeq and is a predicted model, not a curated record. The transcript has a single exon. Gene Ontology annotation, biological process: ribosome biogenesis; rRNA pseudouridine synthesis; positive regulation of telomerase RNA localization to Cajal body. Bases 1 to 195 code for a protein of 64 amino acids. Gene Ontology annotation, molecular function: box H/ACA snoRNA binding; telomerase RNA binding. Gene Ontology annotation, cellular component: box H/ACA snoRNP complex; box H/ACA telomerase RNP complex. Lineage: Eukaryota; Fungi; Ascomycota; Pichiomycetes; Serinales.